Medicago truncatula (barrel medic) is the source of this 1268-nucleotide messenger RNA. RefSeq names its product zinc finger CCCH domain-containing protein 39. Lineage: Eukaryota; Viridiplantae; Streptophyta; Magnoliopsida; Fabales; Fabaceae. Gene Ontology annotation, molecular function: metal ion binding; mRNA binding. The transcript has 2 exons. Bases 211 to 1023 code for a protein of 270 amino acids. The record is from RefSeq and is a predicted model, not a curated record.
UUUCAAUUUUUUAGUUCAGUUCAUCUGAUUGAUCAACAAUAAUUAGAUCAAGAAGACUAAAAAAUUCAGAUCUUAUAUCUGUCAGAAAUUUCAGAUCAAAUUUGCAUCCAACUGCAUGUCACUACUUGGAACUUGAACGAUAAUCAAAUCAAAAAGUCUCAAAAUUUCACAGAACUUUAUCAAAAAGAAACAUUCCUUUGGCAACAAACCAUGGCUUUUCCAGAUGAUAUUCCAACCUCUAAGAUGUCCCCACCGCAAUUCGCUUCAUUGAGCAACAAUGACUUCAAAAGAGAAGGAACUUCUCCUUCCAAUGCAUUGAUAUGUCCUCCUCCAAGGAUGACCCUGCCUCAAUCAAACAAAUCAGACCACAUUUUCUACAAAACACGAAUUUGUACUAAGUUCAGAUUUGGUACUUGUAGAAACGGACAAAAUUGCAACUUUGCUCAUGGAGCUGAAGAGUUAAGGCAACCACCACCACAUUGGCAGAAGUUAGUUGGUCUGCGUAGCGAAGGUCGGAUGCAGCUGGGAAAUCAUGCUAAAGAUAAAAAAAUCAUACAAACAAUGAAACUGUGCAAGAAUUAUUGCAAUGGGGAGGAAUGUCCAUAUGGAGAUAACUGUAUAUUCCUUCAUGAAGAUCCUGCACAGUUUAGGGAUGAUUCCUUGAAAUUGAGAGAGUGCUCCGCAAUAACCAUUGAAACUAAUAAUUUGGAAGGCAGCAGGGCUUUGAACAAGCAAGCAAGGAGCACUUAUCGGAAGACUAAGCUGUGUCGCAAUUGGAAGCAUACAGGAUAUUGUUCCUUUGGAAUGAACUGUCUCUUUGCUCAUGGUGAAGAAGAGUUACAAGUUCCUGGUGGAGCCAUUCAAGCUGAAGCUGCAGUUACCAUAGAAAAUUCAACAAACGCUGCCACCUCCCCUGCAAGUCUACUUGUGGAAAAGGAAGAAGAGCAUGUUAGGAAGAAACGUAUACUUGGGUUGAAAUUCAGCCAGAUCAAUCGUAUUUACGGUGAUUGGAUUGAUGAUUGAACUACUCUUGUUGUGCUCGUGGAAACACACCUCAUUUGGAUAAGCAUUCUUCUGCGUUAACAAAGAAUUUUGGAAACAGGGUCAAUUCAUAGAUUUAUCUAUUAUUGCUUUUUCUUGUUUUUUUCUUUUGUACUGUUAAUUAAUUGGUACAGUUUUAUGGUUGGACACAUCCACAGUUGUCUGCAGAUGAGAUGUGUACUCAACAUGGGUGCGGCAUUUUUCCCUAUAUGAUGAUAACCAGAGAA